AUGAUCUCAACAAGAGCACUAAAACAGGUAAUAGUAGCAGGAGUCGUUGCUCUAAGCUAUUUACAGAGCGCUAGCUGUGAACUAAGCCAAUAUGAUGCAAAAGAGAUAAAAAGCUACUGGAACAACAGAAUAUCCUACUUCGACAAAGAGAUUGAUCUACGUAGUGAUUUCUUUAGCAGGAUUAAAACCCUUAGCUCUAAUACAGAAGCACUAAAUUCAGAUAUUUCGCAUGAGAAAAAUAUCAAGGCAGAAGAGGCACUGGAUGCCAUGACGGAGGAGUUUGAAUGUCUUAAAAACAAAUCACUGGAAGUUAUAAAUCAGGCAGACUCAAUAAUAAACAUAAGUGAGAAUUAUUUGAACAAUAAAGCUUACUCUUUUGAUGAGGCCCAAAAAAAAGCAUUCGUAGCUAAAAUUAAAGGCGAUUCAGAUGAACUGAGCAUGCGAAUUAUACCCGUCCUUGACAUUAGCACUUCGCUGACUAAGAAAAUAAACAACUUUGAUUCGCAUAUGAUGGAAGCAAUACAAGAUGAUCUUAAAGCAGAGAGUGGCGAGCUGGAAAAUCUAACUCUGUUCAAGCUCGCAAAGAGUAAGAUCUUAGCUGCUGAUAUAGUGUACAGUGUCUUUGAAAUGACCAUACCACAUCUGCAGGAGGAAAAUAUAAAAUAUAUAGUAAGUUCUAUGUGCAAAGAAUUGCCAUCGUAUGUUAUUUCAAAGGAUAGUGUAGAGCACUUCCUAGCUGAUAUUAAAAAGGAUGCAGUUAAAACUCGUAAGGAUCUAUUAGUAUCAGCCUCCAAACACUUCUAUUCGCUAUUCAACAUAAACCCAAUGGGCAAGUAUAGAUCAUUUUUAGUAGACUAUGAAACAAUCAAUACAUAUCUUAACUUACUAAACGAGAAUCUUUCAGAAGAAAAAGUAAACGAGUACGCAUGUACCAUUAAGCCUGAUCAGGUCGUAAAAGUGAUAGUAAUCGAAUACAUAAUGAGUGGAAACCUUAUUGACUACAAAAACAACACUCUAUUCCGCAAUCUAAGAAAGAUAAUAGAGAAUGUAUUCGAUCCAGUAGAGUAUAACAGAAUGGAUUUGCAUACUUUUAUGUUUGAAGGAGUAAAACAGGACGAAAUACUUGAUGCUUUGAGUCUUGUAUGGGGUGAUUAUAGCGGAGGUAACAGACGCCAGAAGAACAUGGAAUUAUGCAAAGACAUUGGCAUUGAGUAUUCUAAUUUUGAAAAAAUACAAUUUGACAUCAUAGAUACUAGCUGGAUGUAUGAAGGAGUUAUG
Messenger RNA from Nematocida minor, 1278 nucleotides. RefSeq lists its product as uncharacterized. NCBI's taxonomy places the organism in Eukaryota, Fungi, Microsporidia. The annotation marks the transcript as partial. The transcript has a single exon. The record is from RefSeq and is a predicted model, not a curated record.